AUGUGCCACUUGAACUCAAUUGCUAUCUAUACAUACGAUGCUGAUACACGCCACACAACCUCUACAACUACUCCAGCAGCUGAAAUGACGACUCCGGCUUCUUUGAAACCAAUCACGCCGUAUCUGGCCAAGGCCAAGGAGACGCAGACGGCGGACCCCAUCAUCUCGUACCAUUGCAAGUUGUACGCGGCGCAGCAGAUUGUCGACCAGGGUCUGCAUCAGAAAGACACAGAAGCCGCCAUCUUCACCGGGAAUUUGCUGGACGAGAUUGAGAAGCUCAAGGAGGAGGAUCCGGUUCUGGUGUCGGAGAAGGGCCAGGCUGUUAUCAGUGACGACACGGUGGCCAGCUCGUAUGUGGAGGCUUUUGCCCUGAAGAUCUUUGCCCGGGCAGACAAGCAGGUGCGGGACAAGACGAGCACCAAGGCCACGGCGCAGAUGUUCUUUGCCGCGGCCACCUUCUUUGAGGUGGUCAAGCUGUUUGGAGAGCUGGACAAGGACGUUGUCGAUAAGAUCAAGUAUGCCAAGUUCCACGCCGCUCGAAUCCUCAGAACUCUCAAGGCCGGAGAAGACCCCAACGAAUUCACUGUCGAGGACGAGGACGACGUUAUCGACAACGCCAUUGAUGACGGAAACGAAGAUACUGCUCCAAAACAACCAACCACAGAAGAGGAGGAGGCAGAGCUGCCCGAGGAGGAACAAAUCAAAAGAAUGAUGGCGGAGAUGAAGAAGGAAGCUGGCGUUGACGACGGUGCUGACUCUGUGGAUCCUUUCGACAAGAGAUUGUCUCCGAAAGAGGUUUCAAUUCACGCCUCCAAGGCACUAUCAUCUCACGAUAAUGACGACCCCCUAUCGAGCAUUCCUCCUGCACCUCCGACUUUUCUUCCCGAAGACAACACUCCUCCUGCUCCUCCUUCCAACCCCCCCGGAGACGUGGCUCCUCCCAAACCCACUCUUCCCAGCCCGCAGCGAAAGGUGUCGUCGCCUGCAAAGAUUGUGGCCAAACCAGUCGACCCCAAGACUGUGUUGGACGAAGACGCUCUGAUCAAACAGGCCCAGAAACACGCCAAGUUUGCCAUUUCCGCCCUCAACUACGAGGACAAGGAGACAGCAUUGAAAGAGCUUCAGGCCGCCAUGGAUCUGCUAUCGGCAUGA
This is a messenger RNA of Yarrowia lipolytica CLIB122, 1152 nucleotides long. RefSeq lists its product as uncharacterized. The record is from RefSeq and is a predicted model, not a curated record. Gene Ontology annotation, cellular component: multivesicular body. Lineage: Eukaryota; Fungi; Ascomycota; Dipodascomycetes; Dipodascales. Gene Ontology annotation, biological process: late endosome to vacuole transport via multivesicular body sorting pathway.